This is a messenger RNA of Hyposmocoma kahamanoa, 1895 nucleotides long. RefSeq names its product putative inorganic phosphate cotransporter. Gene Ontology annotation, cellular component: plasma membrane. The transcript has 9 exons. Lineage: Eukaryota; Metazoa; Arthropoda; Insecta; Lepidoptera; Cosmopterigidae. Gene Ontology annotation, molecular function: transmembrane transporter activity. Gene Ontology annotation, biological process: transmembrane transport; monoatomic anion transport. The record is from RefSeq and is a predicted model, not a curated record. Bases 123 to 1637 code for a protein of 504 amino acids.
CAGAAAGACAAGCGCGCGCGCACCUCGCUAACUCACGCGGCUGCGCAGGCGCUCUUUUCCAAUUUCACUUCAGAGCAAAAGGAUUUUUUUGUGUAUUUACGUGUCGUGAAUUGUAUGACAAGAUGAUUUUCAAUUUGAAAAUAUUUGACUUGGUACCGGCGCGGCUGAACAUCGGCAUCAUGAUGUUCUUCGCAACCUUCAUCAACUACAUGAUGCGCGUCAAUAUGAGUGUCAACAUCAUCGCCAUGGUUUCCGAAAGCUCUAAUACCACGUCGGCGAAGAGCGAGUGCAUGGCAAUUGUGACCAAUGACAGCAUGUUGUAUAACGACACUAUCGAUACUUCAUUCAAGCGCGUGCUGCGACAGCCAGAAGGUGUGGUAACUUUCCCAUGGACAGCCCAAGAGCAGGCAUACAUCAUUUCUUUUUAUUUCUGGGGAUAUGCCCUCACCUGUGUCUUCGGCGGACCGGCUGCUGAGCGAUGGGGCCCGCGCAAUGUGGUGUUCCUCACUAUGCUAUUAAGUGCCGUUUUGACUAUCUUCAGCCCGCAAGCUGCAAGGCUACAUUACCUGGUGUUGGUGGCUGAUAGAUUCGUCAUUGGAUUAUUAGCAGGUUUCCUUUUUCCUGCUCUGCACGCGUUGACAGCCCACUGGGCACCACCAGCCGAGAAGGGCAAGUUUAUUAGUGCUCUACUUGGUGGAGCCAUCGGCACCGUGUUUACCUGGUCCCUCACCGGCCCUGUCAUUGAAUCUUUUGGUUGGGAUUAUGCGUUUUAUAUACCAGGUAUGAUAGCCAUUGCAUGGUGCGUUGCGUGGUGGAUGCUCGUAUAUGACAACCCAUUACAGCAUCCGCGUAUCUCCGAUAGCGAGAAGAAGUACAUCAUUGACGCUAUCGGUGAUAAAGUGCAUCAGGAAAAAACUAAAGUUGCACCACCGUUGAAACAUAUCUUCACAUCAUUGCCUUUCCUUGCCAUGGUGAUUCUGCACUACGGCAGCAACUGGGGACUGUACUUCGUGAUGACAGCGGCACCUAAGUUCGUGUCCAGCGCACUGGGCUUCAAUCUGACAUCGACUGGCACGCUUUCCUCACUGCCUUAUCUCUCUAGAAUGAUUUUCUCAUUGAUCUUUGGUGCAAUUGGUGACAGAAUCGUGAAACAGAACAUAGUAUCAAUGACAUUCAUGAGGAAGUUCUUCUGCCUGUUCUCUCACAUCGUGCCUGGUCUACUUCUCAUCGCAUUAGGCUACACUGGCUGCGCACCCAUUCUCUCUGUCGCCCUUAUCACAUUCUCCAUGGGGUCGAACGGCGCAGCUACAUUGACCAAUCUUGUCAACCACCAAGACUUAGCACCUAACUUCGCGGGUUCUUUGUACGGAAUUGCAAAUGGAAUCGGAAAUACUGCAGGGUUUAUCACUCCGAUGGUAACGGCUUAUUACACUAAGAACGGGAAUUCAUUCGCGGAGUGGCGACCAGUGUUCUUCACAGGGGCCUCCUUAUAUAUUGCGUCGGCGAUCUAUUUCAUGUUAUUUGGCUCAGCAGAAACUCAGUCGUGGAAUUACAUUACUCCAGAGCCUGAAGAGGAAAACAAGCGACCCAGUACUAACUCCACCGACACCACCGUCACGAUACCAAUUAAAGCAUAGACAUUUGAUUCUAUGAUAUAGGACGUUUCAAUUCGCAGAAGAAAGUACCUUAUUAUGGGGAAUUAAGGUAGAUAAAUUAUGCACCAGAUGAUGGCAAAUGAAGUAAUUUUAUAAGUAUUUGGAAUUUUUGACCGACCACUUCUGCGUCUGUGCAUUGGUACGUGUAGAUUAGAGCCGCAAUGGAAACUUUUUUCCUUAAAACACCUUAUUUUAUUUAAUUAAAAAGUGACGCAAAAAUUUUUAUGGGAAGUUUUUAUC